GAUUUCUUUUUUAGUCUUACUCAUAGAAAGAAUUCCCAUUCCCAUCCUUGUCAACUCAAAUUAACCCACUAUAGAAAAUUCACAGAUUCAUUUCAUUUUCUGUCAUUGUUUCUUUUAUUGAUAUAUUUUCUAAACAAAUUCUGCAACUUUUUCUUAGCUGUGAUCUCUUUCUCACCCAAAUUUCUUUCUCUCUCUGGUUCUUCAGCCAUCAUUCCACAAAACAAUAACCUCAAUAUCAAAACAAAAACAGAAAAAGGGCUGGUUGGGUUGAAUGCUUCCAAUUUUCAAGCAGAGAGACAAAUCCAAUUGUUGAAAACCCAGCGACCCAAUUGAAGAAAAAUUUCAAAGUUUUCAUCUUUUGGUAUAUUCUGAGUAACAACAAGCUCGAAACAUCAAAAGGUGUGCAGGGGAAAGAAAAGUUGGGAUCGGGGCAAAUUGGUGAUUCAGAAGAGAUAAUUGGGUGUGCGUUAAUGAAAUCGUUGUUGAGAUCCGCCGUGAUAUUGAUUUUGCCGGUGGUGUUAAUCGUCGGCGCGUUGGUGUUCACGCGGUUCAUCGAAACACCUGACAUUUUCUCCACUGUUUCAUCAACCGAACCAGUUCUAAUCAGCAAAGCAUACGAAAUACCAACAAAGCCCCUCAAUCCAACAGAGAUCCCACUAGAUUGCAAUGGAUACAACCUCACCAAAAAAUGUCCCACUAACAAUCCCGAAAUCUCAUUCACCAAUCAAGACCGUUUAUCUCACUCCACGUGUCCCGAUUACUUCCGUUGGAUCCACGAAGAUUUAAGGCCAUGGGCCCACACAGGAAUAACAAAGGAAAUGGUAGAGAAAGCAAAAGCAACAGCAAAUUUCAAAUUAGUGAUAUUGAAAGGAAAAGUGUACUUAGAAAUAUAUGAGAAAGCUUUUCAAACAAGAGAUAUUUUUACUAUAUGGGGUAUCCUACAGUUGUUAAGGAGGUACCCUGGAAUGUUACCUGAUUUGGAGCUUAUGUUUGAUUGUGUUGAUUGGCCAGUUGUUUUAAUUGAUCAAAAAAAUGUUGUUGCACCACCUCCACUCUUUCGAUAUUGCGGUAACGAUGCAACGAUGGAUAUCGUCUUUCCUGAUUGGUCCUUUUGGGGAUGGGCUGAGGUUAAUGUAAAGCCAUGGGAGAUUUUAUUGGAAGAGUUGAAAGAGGGUAACAAGAGGAUUUCAUGGAAUGAGAGAGAACCUUAUGCUUAUUGGAAAGGUAAUCCAACUGUUGCGGAAACAAGACAAGAUCUCAUGAAAUGUAAUGUUUCUGACAAAAAAGAUUGGGGUGCUCGUUUAUAUACUCAGGACUGGGGACGAGAGUCGCAAGAAGGGUACAAGAAAUCAGACUUGGCUAGUCAAUGCACUCAUAGAUAUAAGGUGUACAUUGAAGGCUCAGCUUGGUCAGUGAGUGAAAAAUACAUUCUAGCAUGUGAUUCUCCCACUUUACUUGUGAAUCCUCAUUAUUAUGAUUUCUUCACAAGAGGGUUAAUUCCAAUGCAUCACUAUUGGCCCAUUAAGGAAGAUAAUAAAUGCAAAUCCAUUAAAUUUGCCGUGGAUUGGGGCAAUGGUCACACUGAAAAGGCACAAAGUAUUGGAAAAGCAGCAAGUGAUUUCAUUCAACAAGAGUUAAAGAUGGAUUAUGUAUAUGACUAUAUGUUUCAUCUCUUAAAUUCCUAUGCUAAGCUCUUUAAAUACCAACCCUCCAUAAGUGAUAAAGCUGUUGAACUAUGUGUGGAAUCAAUGGUGUGUAACGCACAAGGAUUAGAGAAGAAAUUUAUGAUGGAUUCAUUGGUCAAGGGCCCUUCAAACACCGACCCAUGCACUAUGCCUCCCCCGUAUGCUCCUCCAUCUUUGCAAGCCGAAAUCAGAAGAAGACAAAGGGUAAUUCAACGAAUUGAAUCCACGGAGAAGAGUUAUUGGAGGAUACAAAAUGUGAAAUCGUAAUGCAUAAAAUUACCACGGAAUUCUAGUGCAAGUGGUUGAUGCGCAGAACGUAUGAAUAUGUUGUAAACCCUAGCAUUACGAGUUUGGUUUUUAAUCAUCGGAAAAAAAAUGAAUGUCAUCAUUGUUAGAGAUUAAUGUUUUUCUCUUCCCACAUAGAUAGAGUUUUUUGGGUUGAUAAAAAUUUAGUAUACAUUGUCUCAUAUAUAUAGUUGGCUAAAUAAAAUGUAUCUACAAGAAAUAGUACUAUGCUUCAUCAUUCUUCUGAAUUGAUCAACUUGCUUCAAAAAUUGGCUCUUAAUAAUUCUAAACAAGUUCUUCUUAUGAA
Molecule: messenger RNA, 2277 nt
Organism: Vicia villosa (hairy vetch)
Lineage: Eukaryota; Viridiplantae; Streptophyta; Magnoliopsida; Fabales; Fabaceae
Exons: 7
Coding region: 471-1952 (493 amino acids)
Source: RefSeq, a predicted model, not a curated record